Molecule: messenger RNA, 2344 nt
Organism: Manis javanica (Malayan pangolin)
Lineage: Eukaryota; Metazoa; Chordata; Mammalia; Pholidota; Manidae
Source: RefSeq, a predicted model, not a curated record
UCCAGCUGGCCUGAUUCAUGGGCUGCCUACCCUCCCACUGCCGGUCCAGGAGAUUGUCUUGAGCCUUCCCCAUGCUCCUCAGCAUGAAUGCCACUGAUGUGAGCCCGACAGGAAGUGUGACCUCAUUCUGCCUCUCAGCGGCUGGUGACGCAGGCUGUUUUUGAAAGAAAACAAAAGCAGUUACAACGCUGGCUUUCCCAAGAACUACAUGCUUUUCUAUUCCAGGAAACAGCCAAAAGAACAACACGAAACUUCUCUGCAUACACCUGCACAUGGAGAUGUGUGCAGGCAUCUCUUAGAAGGAGGGAAAGAUGGGAUUUUCCUUUCUUAAGAGACGUAUCUACCUGUUGACAUUCUGAAAUUAUUUUCAGCUGAAGAACUGCUGAAGUCUUGGACUUCUCCGCUGUCAACCACAGGAAGCUUCAUAUUUCAAAAAUCUGUGAAGUUUGAGCAAGCAUCCUCCCCAAGAUGUACCGAAUAUCUCAACUGAUGUCAACGCCAGUGGCAAGUCAAUGUUCUUCUGGCUCCAAGAGAGAAUGUACUGGACAGCUGUCUCCCUCGUGCAUUUUCCCAAGUUUGACCUGUGAUUUCCUGGAAAGCGACAGCUCCUUUGAAUGCUGCUCCAUAGAUCCCCUGACUGGCCCCCACUUUACCUGUCGCCGAAGCCCCAGACUUCUUACCAAUGGCUACUAUGUUUGGACAGAAGACAGUUUCCUCUGGGACAAAGAUGGCAGCAUGACCCUGAGCCCACCCCAGACCAGUGUUCUGUACAAGGAGAACUUAGUGAGGCAGGCUUCUGCAGACCGCUUUGUCAAGUGGCUGAGAGCUGUGUGUGGGACGAUGGGAGGGAGCCUGCAGGACUGGCAGGAAUUCCCUGGUACCAUGUGUUGGUCACCGAACACACACCCACACACACUCACUCACUCCCUAGUGAGCCCCUCUGCUUUUCCAGGAGGUGAUUUUGACUGUUUUCUGACUGAUAACGCGGAGACGACGAAGCCGAAUGCAGAGCGUGUGACAGCCUCCUCUUCCCAGCAUGUCACAUCUCAGGCGCCCAGAGACAACUCCCACAGCCUGUCUCUUCAGUCCCAGCUGACGUCUUCUGCGCGGGUCCAAGGCAGUAUUUUGGGCCAUUCAAGAACCAGUUUGUUGAGAGAGGUCUCUUUUCAGGCAAUUAUGCUUGCUGCCUGCUUAAUCAUUUCUGCAUGUGGGAGAUGGUUCCUGGGAGGAAUAUUAGCCCCCAUCUUCACAUGCUUAUUGAUGAUAACCAUUGCCUAUGCUGUCAAGUUACUGUUUCCCAGGCUGGCCAGCUACUUCAAAGCCACCACCUGUGCUCAGUUUGCCAAAAUUUGACAACCAUUUAGGAGUGCCUUGAUGAAUGCUUUCAAUCUGAAUAUCCAGAAGCUGUCCAAUUUGCAGUCUGCGUGGAAUCAACUGCCUUACUGAAAGAGAAUGAGCAACUGGAUAAUUGAGAAGAAACAUUUAAUUUGGUGCUCUGAUUAAAAAAAUAAUCAGCUCUGCCCUCCUAAUUGUAAUCUGCUGCUCUUCGUUAUAAUAAUGAAAGUAAUAUUAAUUUGUCUUUUUGCAAACACUAGCCAUUGAGAGGGAAAGGACUGGGAAAUGCGAUGAAGAGCAAACCACCUGGAUAAAUGUUCCCCUAUAAUUAUCCCAGGCCAUGAUUCUCGAACAUUAAUUUUCAUUAAAGGAUUCUAUGAGGAGCUUGUAACCAUGGCGAGUCUGCAUGCACCUCUCCCUGCAAGUUUAUAUAAUCAAUAUCCACUUCAAAGUAAAUAAAUUGCAGUUUGCACAUAAAAUAUAAUGUAGAAAAAGUUUAUUAUUCUCCCCAGAGAGGUGGUUCCACAGUAGAUGACGGUCAAUGAAAAAUGGACAGCAGACACCCUUUUUUUAGGAGGUACAUUUUUCUUUUGAAUCAUUUUUUUUUUUUUUACCAAGUUUCCAACUUUCUUGGGUCUCAUGAUUACCUUAAACUGAAAUUGCAGUUAAAAUAAAGAUAUAACACAGAAAAGUCCCGUUAAGGACAAAAUAAAGGCAAAACACCAGAGUGCUUUGAAAUGUGGAAAAAUGGUGCCAUUGCACAAUCAACUGAAGGGUCGUAGAAGACGCUCUCUUCCCAUCCCUCUUGUUUGGUAUAUAUUCCCAAAGAAAAUGUUGCCUGCAAUUCAGAUUUGUUCUAUCUGAAACUCUCUGGCCAGAAACUUGUGUGGAGAAAAUUGUUUUUGCUUAAAAUAGUAAUGUCAGAAUAUUGCUUUUUAUAUCACAUGUAUUUAGUGCAUUUUGGGUUGAGAAAAGUAUUAUAAAUAAAUGGAGUCAUUGGCAAAUUAUA